This is a messenger RNA of Oryzias latipes (Japanese medaka), 817 nucleotides long. It is a transcript of the gene apom, whose product is annotated as apolipoprotein M. Gene Ontology annotation, cellular component: low-density lipoprotein particle; high-density lipoprotein particle; very-low-density lipoprotein particle. The record is from RefSeq and is a predicted model, not a curated record. Lineage: Eukaryota; Metazoa; Chordata; Actinopteri; Beloniformes; Adrianichthyidae. Gene Ontology annotation, biological process: high-density lipoprotein particle clearance; cholesterol efflux; high-density lipoprotein particle assembly. Gene Ontology annotation, molecular function: phospholipid binding; lipid carrier activity.
GAUGAUUUUCAGUUCAAUCUGGUUUGAUUCAAACUGCAGACAUGUUCAACGAAGCCUGGUCGGGUUUUCUGUAUUUAUGUUCUCUGGCCUAUCAGGCCUUGGUCCCCUGCACACUUCCUCAACUGUUGAUGGUGAAGACCAUCAACCAUCAGCAGUAUCUGGGAAAGUGGUAUUUCAAGGCAGCUGUCAGUCACCGGGAGGCCGACAUCCAGAAGUUCAGAGUUUUUGACAGCAUGGUUUUCACCAUCGAGGAGGCGGCUAAUGAUACGCUGGUCUUGACCGGAAAUAUGCGCAUGGGAGAAGAUUGCAUAAAACAGAGCUGGACGUAUCACAUACAGCCUGAGAGGGAUGACAUGGUCAUGGAAGGACGGACGUUUCGCAGGAACUUGUUCUGGAGUGGCACAUGGGCCAACUGCCUCGACUGCAUCAUUUUCCAGGAAACAGAGCCUCCUCUGAGAACGACAGAAGCGGAGGACUCCCUGAACAGAUUCAUGCUGUAUGCUCGGCACAAAGACAUCAGCUCCGAGGUGGUGACCACUUUUCUCAAAAAUUCUGCUUGUCAUCAGAUGAAGAUCCAUGUCACCCCCCCUGAAGAGAAAGCGUUUUGCAUCUAACCCUGCAGAUGAAGGAGGCUGCAGGGAAGUAAAACUAAUAAAACAAGAAAGAAAUCGAAAAGAAAACUCCUGUAUCAGGGAGGACUCGUCCCCAGCCACAAAAACAAAACCUGGGGAAUUCCUGUGAUGAAACCAGGGCAGAAAUGUGUCAUUUGCUAUUAUGUUCCUGUUGUCCUCUCUGCAAUAAAAGUUGAACACUUCCA